UAUUUGGCAUUGCAGGUUUCACAACGCAGCGAGUGACUUUAACUGGUAGUGUUUACGCUGUUGAUGGGAACGGAUGCAUGCCUAACACGUGGAGUUUGCCGGUGCAUGACGACAGAGGUUUCUGGCGUCGCGGCACGCUAUUCUGGCCAAAUUUCGUCCAUUGCGCAUUUAGCACUCAGCGGUGUUGCAGUGACAAGUCAAUUGGAAUUGUAGUCAUACGUGACUAAAAUGUAAAGUUUGCUAAUACUGAUGUGUGAACUGUAUCUCCUCUGCAUUGAAAUUCUGGCUUGUGAAUUGACUUUAGGCGACACUCUGAGCAAGCUAUUGAAUGAAGGUGUGACUACGAAAUAAGAAGCAUCUCUCGUUCAUUUGGCAACUCAACUCACCAGUGUUGGUGUGAUUGCCAAUUGACACUGUGGCCACUGAAUGUAGAUGUUGUCAGUGCCUUUUACUGUGUCAAUUGACCCUCAGUAUGUCGCCUCAACCAUAAUGUUGUGCCUUGUGAAUUAACAGGCAAUAAGAAGAUGCUAUGUGGCGAGUGAUGAUUAAAGUGGCGACUGAGUAUGGAGAUGUGACGACUGAAUUAAGAAGCUACCAAUCAUUAAAUCACAUUAUUCUUGGCGUGUGAUCGGAUAAUAUAUGGCAACUUGAUUGACAUGAUGUUUUGAACUCCGUGGCAAACAGUUUACCAUCGUGAACAACUAGUGAAUUUGCUCGACAACAUGGCGUUCACUACGUUACAGCCUCUACCGGAUUAUCUGAAGGCAACCAACUACACAGUGCUGUACCAGGACAAACCACCCACACGAUGGGACGACGCGACGUGGAUUCUCACGAGUGCCUUCAUUAUCUUCACCAUGCAGUCUGGAUUCGGCCUCUUGGAGUCGGGCAGUGCCUCACAGAAGAACGAGGUGAACAUCAUGGUGAAGAACGCAGUGGAUGUCUUAUUUGGCGGGAUAUCAUACUGGAUGUUCGGUUACGGACUCAGCUUCGGUCAUGAGAAUUCCAACCCCUUCGUGGGCGUGGGGGAUUUCUUCAUGGACCGCGAAAGCUCGGACGACGAUCUGGGAGACGACUUCGCCCACUUCUUCUUCCACGCCUCCUUCGCCACCACGGCCACCACCAUAGUGAGCGGUGCUAUGGCAGAGAGAACGAAACUUGAGACGUAUAUAGUCUUUUCCUUCCUGAACACCGUGGUGUACUGCAUCCCAGCCCACUGGAUGUGGGGGGAAGACGGGUGGCUGAAGACCAUGGGCGCGGUCGAUAUCGCCGGAGCGGGGGCGGUGCAUAUGGUGGGCGGUGUCACGGGGCUCGUGGCUACUUUGAUCCUGAAGCCUCGGACGGGCAGAUUUGUCGAGGGAUGCGAAGCACCCCAGAUGGGAUCGGCUACCAACGCCAUCUUCGGACUCUUCAUGUUGUGGUGGGGCUGGCUCGGAUUUAACUGUGGCAGUACCUACGGGAUUACUGACAAGAAAUGGAUACUGGCUACACGAUCGGCAGUCGCAACGAUCACAGCUUCGAUAGGAGGAGGUAUGUCCGCGAUAUUCCUGAGUUAUGUAACAAGAAGGAAGAAGUUCGAUGUGUCUUACAUCAUCAGUGGUAUCCUUGGGUCGCUGGUGGCCAUAUCAGCCUUUUGCGCUCUUGCGCAGCCGUGGCACGGUCUAGUCAUCGGCAUCGUGGGUGCGAUCAUAGCGUGUCUCGGCUGCAAAGCCACCGAGAGACUUCGCAUCGACGACCCGGUGGGCGUGGUGCCCGUUCACGCUCUAGCCGCCAUCUGGGGGCUACUCGCCGUCGGAAUAUUCGGCGAUGAAGACAACCUGGGAACGAAGGUGCCUCUGAAUACCAAGAAAGGUUUAAUUGCGGGCGGUGGCUGGGAGUUGUUAGGUGUCCAGGCACUUGCCUGCGUCUCCAUAGUCGUAUGGACGGCCGUGACGUCAUACAUCUGCCUCAUCUUAUUGGACGUUACCAUGGGCCUGCGCGUACCACUGCACGAGGAGUUGCUAGGCGCCGACAUAGUGGAGCACUCUCUCAACGGCUCGUAUGAUAAGAGGACCGGAGAAUGGCGCGAUCACCAUGGAAACAUCUUGGCCGUGAUCAAAAAGGGAAAAACCGAGGAGCACUAUUUGAAGGUGAUCCGUGAGGUGCAUGAAGGCUUGCGGAGGGGGGACUCGCCUUCGGGCGCAUCAUCGACCAAGAAAUCGGCGUUCGGGUUCCGCCGCAGCGAUACCAGUGAAAGUGACAUACGGGCGUUCAUGAACGGUCGUCAGGGGAACGGGGCUCCGGGGAGCCCCGGGGAACCAGCGAGGGAAAGCAGUGGUGAAGGAACAAAGCUGAGACGGCGAGUGCAGAACGGGAACCGACAGAGGAAUAAACUGUGGCGGGGCUGGACACCGGGUACCAGGCAACGUGGCAGGUCAGGUGACGAGGGAAGAGUGAAUGCGAUUGGGUUGCAGGUAUAGAUUUGCAACACGUGACCUAUCAUUGUUGGCAGUGGCAACGAACUUGUAAGAUUAAUUGAACUUGAUGAGAAAUUCUCGAUGAACAUUUUUAGAUUUAAAAUGUAUAAGUCAUUCAACUUGAUUACAGCUAAAUUGCUAAAAAAAAAUGACGGCAUAUUAAAAUGAAUCAAAACAUGCACUUAAAUGUCUUGCUUUUUUCGUUGCUUUCUGUGGAAAUAAAUUAUCGGAAUAAAUGCUGGAAAGAGCACUGACAAAAAAAAAAAAGAAGUCUGUCUUACAAUGACGAUAUUAGAUGUGGAGACUGGGCAUAAUGGUGUUCAAAGUGUGGCACUUUGAGAAGUGUUCAUCGGUCAUUUUCAAUUAUUGAAAAAUAAUAAAAGUUCCAUUACUCGACAUGAGAAAAUAUUACGCCAGAUAUUAUACUUAUUGGAAUUUAUGUGUGCAGAUAAGGCGACUCAAAAAGGAUUUAGAAAAAAACUAACUAGUCAUUUAGUCAAGUACAUUACUUAAUAAUAAUUGUUUUGUGCUGGUGGUGACCGGUCAACCGUGAUAAUCUCCACAAGGAGAUUAAAAGUGGAGAUAAAAUCCAGGUACAGGCUUGGGCAAAACCCGAUUAUAAACUCUGUGCAUGGUUUUCUCUAAAAAGAGGGUUUUACAGCAAAGAAAGAUAAAACAAUUGAUUCGAUAAUGAAGAGACUGCAUACAAAUAUGUUCCUUUUGUUUUGACUGCAAUUAUUUUAUUAUUUCUUUACUGAGUAAUUUCAUUAAUUUUCUGGCUACAGUUCAAAACCAACUUCUUUUAAGGGAGGGAGCUCAGUAUCAUUUUCAUGUCCCAAUGCUGAGACAUCCCACAUUUUUUUCAGUUAAUCUAACAUGAUUAUCACAAACUUUUCAGAGAGUGUUUGGAAAGGGAAGAGAAAUGAAGUUCCCCUGGCCUAGUUGUGUGGGGUUUUUCUCGGAGAAACUAAAUCAAGUUGAUUUUCUUCGUCAUUAAAGUUCACUUUAUCUUCACUUGGACACCUUUAUUUUGUCAAAGUAUGUUUAUCAGUUGAACCAUGCAGCUUGGGCAACUAUGCAAGUUAAACACAAAAAUUAACAAAGCCGGAGCAAGCUAGACUAGUCAUUAUGAACCACGAUAUUGCGGUUUGGGCAACCAUGCAAAUUACACACUAAUAAGCUUGAGCAAGCUAGACAGGUUGUUACAAACCACGUUAUCAAUUAAACCGUGCUUGGUCAACCAUAUGCAAAUUACACACUUAACCUGGAGCAAGCUGGACUAGUUAUUAUAAACCACGUUAACAUUGGUAAUCUCCAAGUAGUAGACUCACAUUAUUUUAUUUUUUUCACGAAAGUCUCGUUUACUGUCUCUCAUAGUGACAAAAAGUUCAUGUUUUUUAUUUACUUUAUGCGAUGGAUUUUUUUACGCAGUAUUACCCAUUAUCGUCUGUAAUACAUUGAAAUACAUUGUAUUACAAUGUGUUUAUUCACUGAAGAAUCAAUACAACCAUAGAGUGCUGGGGUGAUUUCAGGUGCUACAGUAACGAAAAGGUUAACGUGGUAAAAACAAGCCAAAUAGUAUCAUGUGCGUCCACUGAACUUUUCAUGAACCGAUGUUAACUGUGACUUUUAAUUAAAUUUAAGUAAAACAUCAAGCAAGUGGUUAUAUGCAGCUUCAAGCAAAUCACUAUCUACGGCGAUGAACAUGUACAUUUAUCUACAAACCUACAUGUACAUGAAAUUGUUACAAAAACGGACGCACGCAAUACCGUAGUGUAAGGCAUAAAAAAAAACCUUAGAAAGACCAUGAUGGAAUAUAGCCUCAUUAAACGCCCCUCUUCCUUUGUGUUUCGUUUAACUUAGGUUUCUAUCUUGAAAUGUCCAUUGUCAAGCGUGUCUUUUGCACCUUUUCGGUUUUUAAGAUGAUGCAAAUUUUCGUGUUCAUGAGCAAAAUUGUGACGCCAUUCAUGGUAGAAACCAGUCCUUCAGCAUCAUCAUAGAAUGUUUUUAAUGUAUUUAUUGUAUUGUUUUUUUGUUGCUGUGGUAAUUUUUUCUUCCUUUUUGUGAUUUAUUGCAGUCUCAGUACGGUAAAUAAGAGUAAUAUGCGAACUGUA
This is a messenger RNA of Patiria miniata (bat star), 4570 nucleotides long. Its product is annotated as putative ammonium transporter 3. Gene Ontology annotation, molecular function: ammonium channel activity. Bases 723 to 2459 code for a protein of 578 amino acids. NCBI's taxonomy places the organism in Eukaryota, Metazoa, Echinodermata, Asteroidea, Valvatida, Asterinidae. Gene Ontology annotation, cellular component: membrane. The transcript is spliced from 7 exons. Gene Ontology annotation, biological process: ammonium homeostasis; ammonium transmembrane transport. The record is from RefSeq and is a predicted model, not a curated record.